UGUUCAGUUCCAGGUUGAAUACGCUAAGUGUUUCCGGGUGGUUGUUGGGUCAGAAGCGGUGGAUCAUGGCUGCUGACGGGGUGCAGGAGAAGGUGUUAAAGCUGCAGUCUCGUCUGUCAGCGACCCAGGAACCCAAGAAGCUCCUGAAGACCUUAAAGCGGUUAAAUGAACUUCCUGUCACUGUGGAUAUUCUUGCAGAUACGGGAAUAGGGAAAACAGUGAAUGGAUUCAGGAAGCAUGAUGUGAUUGGAGAAAGUGCUAAGAACCUAGUCUCAAAGUGGAAGAAACUUGUACCGCAGGAAGUAGAACGGUCCACCAAUACAUUAGAGGAGAGGGAAUUCACUUAUAAUAAAGGGGUUUCAAAAAAAAGACACAGGGAACUUUCUCCAGAAGAUUAUAGACAAACAUUCCAGACCCCUCAUGGAGAGUCCUAUGAAUCAAACUAUGAACAUGUUCCUGUGAAAGGGCAACACUCACUUGAGAGUGAGAGAUCUUACACAUAUAGUAGCCAUGGCUAUCAGUCAAAAUCCCAUUCUAAAGAGCAUGUGGACAGAUGGACUAAAUCUCCUCCUGUGGAGGAUUACGAUGAUAAAACUGGUUCAUCUGAUGAAGAUGCUGAGCAAACUAUGCAGCCCCUUAAAAGCUUCCAUAAAACUCACCAGGACCAUCACGGCUCACGAGCAGAAGUGGGCACAGGUCGUGACAAGGAACACAAAUCUUCACACAAAGAAAAGCAGCAUUCAGUUCUAAAAGGUGAAGAAAAGUAUAAAUUAUCCACUCUCCAAAUGCAAGAUAAAAUUAACAAAUCUUGCUCAAAGGAACAAUAUAAUCACAGGGACCAAGGAGAUUGUACUUCAGUAAGUUCCAGUAAUAAGAAACCUCGAGUACAAACUGAGGAGAAUUUAGAUGACAGAAAAUAUAAGCAUAGAGGCUCAGACAAGCGGAAAUCUGAACAUGACGAGCAGAGAAGUACAUUGGACAAGCCCAAAGAGAAACCCACAUCAAGUAAACCAAAAGAAGAGGUGGAGUCAAAAAAAUCAAAAUCUGCAGAAAAGUUUCAGUCUGUUUCUUUCCAGAAGGACUCUUCUAAUGUUGCAGUCGUUGAUGAAUUCGAAGAACCGACAAUGUCAUUUGAAUCUUACCUUAUCUAUGACCAACCACAGAAAAGAAAGAAAAAGAUAAGUAAACCUGUUGCUGGGAAGGUUAAAGCGACUCCGCCAUUAAAGUCUAGAGGAUCAGAUAAACCUACUUCAAAAUCAGGUUCUAAGGGCUCAAGCUCUUCCUAUGGAGAACAGAAUGCUGAAGAAAAGAAGAAAGCCAAGAAACGUGCUGAAGAUGUGCCUCAUGUUAAACCCAAAAAGAUGAUGAUUGAUGUGGUACCAGUCUUGCCAGAUAUUCCAUUGCCAAAUAUCCAGCCCAACUACAGACCCCUCCCUUCCAUGGAUUUCACACCAUUAUCUCCACCCAAAAGGAAAGCUGUGUCUAUUCUGUCUGAAGAAGAUCUGGGAUUUACUGGUCGCCGUUUUAACUCAAAGAUGCAAGUGUACUCUGGAUCAAAGAUUGUUUAUCUCCCAAAGAUGAUGUCAUUAUUUGAACAGUGCAUUCGAGUUCUUCAAAAUAAUGUGGACUCUAUUCAUGAAGUUGGAGGAGUGCCAUUUGAGAUCUUGGAGCCCGUGCUGGAGCGUUGUACCCCUGAUCAACUGUAUCGUAUAGAGAACUGCAAUCCAACGUUUGUUGAAGAAACCGAUCAUCUAUGGUUGAGACACUGUAAGAGAGACUUUAAGAACCAGGACAGACAAGAGUUUGAGUCAUGGCGUGAAAUGUACCUACGUCUUCAUGAUGAACGAGAGCAGAAGCUGCGUGCUAUAACUCAAAGUAUUAGUUCGGCUCAUGCCAGCAAACCUAAGGGUCGCCAGGCAAAGCUGGCCUUCGUAAACACUGAAGUAAAGCCACCGAGAGAUGUAAGGCGCAGACAGGAGAAGCAUGGGACUGGAAUGUCUGUUCCAGCACCUCCAAGAAUAAAGAUGCAUAGUCAAACAGGAAACAGUGGCAGUGGGGGAGGAAACCAGUCCUUUGAUGGUCCAGGCCCCAGCACUAGCCAUGGCUCCACAGCAAGUGUGACAACUCCCAACAGUGGAGGUGGAAUCUAUGAAUCAAAGAAACAAGUCAAAAAAAUUGCACCAAUGAUGGCAAAAACAAUAAAAUUUUUCAAGAACCGUUUUAGUCGAAGGUAAACUGAAUGGGUGAAAAGUGGAUGGAACAGUUACAUCACCAGCUCCCUGCAAAGUGCUGUAUCAACUGGUCCCAUUCUGAGCCAUUUUGUGCUUGAACACAAGGGUACAAAUUGCAAUACCAAGAACUUAAAAGACAGUAUGUGCGCUUGAGAUGAUGUCUAAGGAUUACAUCUUAUUUUUUAAAAAUAUUUUAUUUUACAUUUUAGAAGCAGAAAUGUAAGCUCUUAUCAUUAGAGCAUUGAGUGUACCUUUAUUUUAGAAUGUUCAUGUGUAAGCAACACUUGGGCCAGCCUUGUUGCACAAAUUCAAUCACUAUUUUUAAAAAAAAAUCCCUUUACAUUUUAAAAUUCUUUGUCUUCAUAAAGUGUAGUUAAUUUUAAUGGCCACAGAUUUCAGGCCCAGUCAACAUCAAUGUUACAGUAUUGGUUUUAAGCGUUCUUUCCCUUUUGUUCUGUUGUAUCAUCUUUGACUGUUGUGCCAAUCUUUUUGUCCUCGUGCUAUUACAAAGGUGCUGGCAUUUUGAAACCAGUUGUUCCAUUGGGUAGAAUGAAAUAGGUCAUAAAUUGCAUAAACACUGUGGAUAAAGGAAUGCAGUCACAGAAACAAUUAGUGCCAUUUUGAGUUUUUUUCUGUGGUAAGAUGAUCUUUUGCUAAUAAAGUCCUAGUACUGUAAGUGAACAUGUGACAUUGACAAGUAUGUUGGUUGUUUUCUUGAGGCUUUGUCAAAAAUGUGAUUAUAGAUUUUUUUUAUCUUGGAUUGGGUAUUUUAUGUUUGUAGAUGUGGAGGGGAGCAUACGAAAUGAUUGAGUUAUUAAUUUGUUGAUAUUUGCUGAGACAAAGCUUCAGGAUUUUGCCAGUCAUUUCAGUGAAUAUUUAUCUUGGCAUUAGGAUGGCUACAUUUUCUUUAAAUCUGUUUGAGAUUAUUUAUUCUGUGAUCAUUUUGGGUAGCCCAUUUCACUAACAACAGGAUUGAUGUGAUUCAUUGAAAGAAGUAAUGUUCAUUCUGAAAUGACACAGCAAUGUUUUAAAACAAGAAGUUUCUUUUAUUUGAGAACUAAAAGUUGAUUCAUAUUCUGCAGGCAGAUACCCAUUCCUGAAAUCUUACCUAUAACACUAAGUUCUGUGAUUUUUUUCUUUUCAUUUGUGGCUUGGGAGUGGGGGGGAGGUGGAAUACCCUAUCUCACUUGCAGGUUGUAUACGUGAAAAGGCAGAUCCUGAUCUGUUCAUUAAAAUUUGCUUGGAUUUGUCUUUCAAUUUAUCCUAUUGACAUAAUAGUUUUGUUAAGCAGUGUGUGUCUUUGUAAAUGCACUGUGGAUUGAUCCAGGUCAAACCCAAUUACAGCCAGAGUUACCCAGCAGAGAUUAUUAAGAACAUGUUGAAAACAGAAUUUCAGUUCCUGCAUCGAUACGGUGCUAUUUUAAUGGGUGCAUUAUAUGAGAGGAAGAUAUGAAAUAAAUACGAGCAUAGAUAUUUAAAGAGCAAAUAUAAACAUUUAUUUUAAGGGGACAUGAACAAAUAUUUAACAAUGUAAUAAAGAACCAUUAAUAUACCAUGGAAUGAAUGUAUUUAUUGUACAUAGUAUGUAGAAUUUCGAACAGUCAGUUUAGAUUAUGCAAUUACAUUAAUGGUAAUGAUGCCUAAUUGAACUAUGAACUUCAUCACAUGUGCUUAGACAGUUACUAAAAAUCAGAUCUGAGGCUUGAAUUGCAUCUGUAAAAAUUCAUAAAAUGUAAACUGUGUGUUUAACUACUUUAAUUGGAUGCCCACAGUGUUUUCCAGGAAUGAAUUCAGAUGACUGUUGUAAAUGAUUUAAGUUUGUUUCAUGGAUAUAUGAUGUCUUUUAAAGCUACUCAAAGUUGCUGUUUUAUGAAUCUGGGUGUCCUUUAUUUUGUGUAAUAUCCUUGACAAUGUAACUUUUAUAUGUAAAAGUUCCUAUCUUUAAAUCCCCUCUUCCCAUGUAUCAUUCAUUAGUUCCCAACCAGGUGUGUAGCUGGUUUCUAGUUCUGAAAAUACACAUCUAACUAUUUAAAACUGCACUGUUUUAUUAAUGUGCUUCUAUUCUAGUUGUUCUUCUUGGAAGGUGCUUCUGCCCGACAUCUACCCCAGCUGAUUUGACAAGGUUAGAAGGUCGCUGUGUUGGAAAGUCAUAGAAUCAGAGACCCGUAUGGUAAGAAGGUGGCAAUUUGACCCAUCUUGUCCCUACCAGGCAAAAGGAGCUAUUUAAGCUAUUCCCACAUCAAAGAUCUUGCUCUGUGUUCUUGUAGGUAUACAUUUCGUGUUCAUUCAAGUACAUAUAAGAUACAUGCUGUUUCUACCUUUCAUUCAAGUAGUAAUUCCAGACUCCUGCUACCCUCUGCUUGAACACUGUUUGUUUCUCAAUUCCCUUCUAUUGCUACCAGUUAACUUAAUUCAUCAUCCUGUAGCUGCUGACGUCUCUGCCAAGGGAAAUGGGUUCUUCCUAUUCACCAUGUCAAGACCUCUCAAUUUUAUCCACUGUCAGAGAAGAAGGUUUUGGCAUGAUGUUCUAAUAUUAUAAAGCUUGCCUAGUGUUGAUCUUUAUAGCAUGUCACUUAUUGCAUCUGUCUGCAAUUUUUAGAGAGCUGAUGGUGGAGAUUUGACGUGGUAAACAACUGGGAGAUCACUGAAUGAUUUGUCCCUACAAUAGAACAGUCAUUAUUAAUGUACAUACCUUUCCAUUCACACUGCAUGUCUUUCCAUUCACACUGUGCGUAAAAACCAACAGCAGCAUUUUCACCAAAAUAAAAAAAACAGCAGUUUUCAUUCCAUUAAAAAAAAAUGACAUUGCAUUCAGGAAAUACUGAAACUUCUGAACUGCCCCUCCUCCUCAAAAAGGAAUGUUGUACAUCUCUUUGUGUUGUAGAACAGUGUAAUUAAGUACUUGCACUGUAUAUUGAAAAUCUGUGUCAUCGUGAUAUAAUCCUGAAUGGAAGAAUUGUGACAUUUUGAUGGCAUCUCCGCUCCAGGUAACAUGGCACUUUUCAUAAACUACAAAUAUUGCACUCUAAUAUUAAAAUAAAUGAAAAAGGGAAUUGAAGUUUGCAUACUUGGCAUUAAACUACAGGAAGUUAAAAUGGGAUUACAGGCUAUUUCAUGUAUCAAGCCUAUUUAUAGCACAUUAUUGUCACCAAGUACUUUUUCAUUAUUUUCAAAGUGUCUGUUAUAUGUUAAUUCUUGUCCCUUAAAAUAAAAUGUUAUAUUAACAGCAAGUUCUAUAAAAUUUAGUUUCCUCUUUAGGAGAUAAUCAAAAAUUGACUCCUCUUCUGCUUGCCUAAUUUUAACUACUUUUCCAUCUCUCAUGAUUUAGACAUAGCAAAGCAUCUCACAUUUUAUCUAACUAAGUAGACAAUGUGUACUUAAGGUAAUUGCAAACUUCAGCAAUGAGCAGUUUUUUUCUAUUGUUUUGAGAGGUAAGUACUACAGU
This is a messenger RNA of Pristis pectinata (smalltooth sawfish), 5676 nucleotides long. RefSeq names its product elongin A (gene eloa). Gene Ontology annotation, cellular component: nucleus; elongin complex. The record is from RefSeq and is a predicted model, not a curated record. Gene Ontology annotation, biological process: transcription elongation by RNA polymerase II. Lineage: Eukaryota; Metazoa; Chordata; Chondrichthyes; Rhinopristiformes; Pristidae. Bases 66 to 2234 code for a protein of 722 amino acids. Gene Ontology annotation, molecular function: protein binding. The transcript is spliced from 11 exons.